This is a messenger RNA of Pediculus humanus corporis (human body louse), 4770 nucleotides long. RefSeq lists its product as uncharacterized. Lineage: Eukaryota; Metazoa; Arthropoda; Insecta; Psocodea; Pediculidae. The transcript is spliced from 26 exons. Gene Ontology annotation, molecular function: protein binding. The coding region runs from base 1 to 4770 and encodes 1589 amino acids. The record is from RefSeq and is a predicted model, not a curated record.
AUGGUUUUUGUUUUUUUUUUGUUUCAAACAGACUUUGUGGAAGAAAGACGACAGUUAUUGGAAGUUGUCGGACCUGAUCUUCAUACUCAAUUGGAUGCACUGGGUAUCGAAGUUGAAAUGGUGGAUAUACAUUAUGGUACUGGAACUUAUGAUUCUGCAUACGAUUCGAACACUCUCAAGUAUCACCUGAACGAAAUCGAUAAUUGUUAUCAGGUUUCUCGGGGAUGUUUUUUCAUGUGUUUGAUCGGUGAUAAAUAUGGCGAAAUACCAUUGGAUGAAGAAAUUAAAUGUAAAGAUUACGACGAUUUACUUCAAACGUGUCAAUUACAAGAAAACGAAUUAAAUUUACUUCGGGAAUUUUAUAAGAAAAAAGAAAAUGGUCAUGAUUACGUACUUCAACAACCUCAGAAAAGAUAUGAGAGAGUAAGAAGAGAAAGUUGGAAAAGACGAGAUAAAGAGAUAGAAAUUUGGAGGAGAAAUGAGAGAGAGAGAGAGAGAGAGAGAGUGAGAAAGUUGGGAAAUAUACGAGAGAGGGAAAGAGAGAGAGAAAAUUGGGAAAAAUACGAGAGGAUAAGUAAAGAAAGUAAAAACAAAGUUUUAUCGGUGGUGAGAAAUUGGGAUGAUUUUAAUAGGGAUGAUGACGUCACGAAAAUAUUUCACGACGACGAUAACGAUGGAGGGAAUAUGAAAAAUUUAAGGGAUUACGUACAGGAUUCGAUACCGGAAGAAAACAGGUUCACGUUUAACGUACCUUGGAAAAAAGGUGGAAUCGACACGGAUGAUGAAGAUCACGAAAAUUACAUAAGCGAAUUUAGCGAAACGAUAUCAUCGAGACUUCACGAAUUAAUAAGCAGACAUAUCAAACAGGAUCCGGAAGUGAAAGCUCGAAAUAAAAACGUUCAGGAAGUUUAUAACGAAGUCGUCGCUCAUCUUUCAAUUAACGAAAAGCUCAACGUCAUCGGUAGGAAAAAUUCGUUUUGGGAAAAUACGGAAACUUUAAACACGAUUAGAAAUUUAAUGGUGUCGAGUUACCUUGCGGGUGAAACGAGUCGUCAUUUGCCGAUAAUCGUACACGGGACUCAUUUAACCGGUAAAAGCUCUCUAAUUAACGACAUUUAUUCGAAUUGCUCAAAAUGGUUGGGAAAAAAUUGUUUGAAAAUAUUAAGGUUUGCCAACAUAACGCCGAGAUCGAGUUAUAAUUUAGAACUCGUUAGAAUAAUUGCUCAUCAAUUGUGUUACGUUUUAAACGAAGCUUUUUUACCAAAGGAUGCAUCUUUCGAUCCGCUUUACAUAAACAAUUGGUUUCAAACUCUUUUGAGAAAAUUAGAAGAAUCCAACGAUAAAAUUGUUGUUAUUAUAAUUGACGAUUUGCACAGACUGAAUCCGUUAGACUCCGACAUAGUGGCUGCACUGUCUUGGCUUCCGAUUUCGUUACCCUACAACGUUCAUAUCAUCGCGACAACAUUCCAACCGAUCGAAGUGUUGAAAUUAACACCCGUUCAAAGAGAAAGAUUCAAAGUACCCGAAUGUUUAAUCGAAUUACCCGGAAAAUUUUCACUGGAAGAACAAAUGAAAAAAAUCGAUGAGAAAUUUUCCACAUUCGAAAAUGAAUUUGGUAAACACGUGACCGGAAAAUUAUUUAAUUUAAUAAGUUGUACGGAAUUUGGACUAACGGAAACGGAAAUUUUGGAAAUUUUAAUGCCGACGAACGACAUAACGGAUUUUGUCAAACUCGAAAACGGUCAUUUAAAUUUUUCAACAUUGGCUGCGGCCAAAUGCGUUUUGGGCGAUUUGAUUUUACAAAAGGAAAUGAGCGGUAAAAUUUUAAUAACGUGGCGUCACGGUUUGAUCAAAGAAAUGGCUAGAAAAAGGUACGCGACGUCACCGGACGUUCUCAAAGCUGCACACGCGGAAAUUGCAAAUUUAUUUUUUCUAGAAUUUACCAAAAACGAAGAAAAAUCAAACGUCGAUGCGGAAGAAAAUGUAAAAGAAAGCGAUUGCAAGGAAACUCCAUUUCAAUCAAUUUUACAAACCGUCGAUGUUACUUAUAAUAUAAGACACGUGGAAGAAGCGUGGUUGCAUUUGUUAAAUGCAGGAUCCCACGUCGGAUUGAAACAAUUGUGCAUUUGUAAUUUCGAUAUGGCGUUGGCAGCCGUGCAAACCAUAUCCGUGUCUUACCUCAGAUCACUUCUCGAACACGUCAGAUCAUUUCUUCUCGAUCGAGAUCUCGAACUCGUUUAUUACACAGUACGAAAAUCUAGUCAAGUCCUUACCAAAGAUGCACUUCAACUUCCGACGCAAUUCAUUUGUUGGCUGCGACCCGUUUCAGAGGAUAGCGGUGACAUCGUGAGUCAAAUGAUAACGAGCGCCAUGGCUUGGUGUGACGGUUACGCGGAACCUCUUUUGGUACCAUUAAACGCUUGGCUCCAACCUCCUCUACCUCUCCAAAUCAAAAGUCUUCACGUACCCGGAGGCGUUCGUUUGAUGGAACCGACUCCAUCGAGUCAACAUUUGGUCAUCGUUCCGCAAUCGGGAGAUCCUCAACUUUGGCACAUAAUGACAAAUGCUCUCGUUCACACGUUCAAAGGUCACAGUGGUCCCGUCGGAUGUCUUUGCGUUACCAAACAAUUACCAUAUUUGGUAACCGGGUCCGAAGACACUUCCAUCAUAGUUUGGGAUCUGAAAACAUUUUCCAUAAAAUUGAAAAUUGUAGAACACAUAGCGCCGGUAUUGAGUUUGUGCGUGGCAUUAAACAAUACCGUCAUAGUAAGCGGUGGAGAGGACAGUAGAAUCAUCGUAACUUCUUUGACGACCGGUGACGUCAUAUUUAAAAUCGAUCAUCACAGGGGACCAGUCACGUCGGUUAAAAUCACAUCGACCACGGAUGUUUUAGUCUCUGGUUCUGUCGAUGGAACCAUAUGUUUGUGGUCUUUGGAAAAUAAAGUGACACUUCUCAACACAAUGCAACUUGUUUCACCAGUGCUUUUAAUGUCUCUAACAGAAGACAGCGUGUUCAUAUUGGCCUGUUGCGAAGACAAUCAAUUGUACCUGAGAACUUUGGCCACUGGAACCGAGCUCCACACUCUGAGAGGGCUUAAAACAAAAGUACAGUGCAUAAGUUUGGCAUAUGACAAUCGAAGAGCAGUCGUAGGAGGAGCAGAUGGUAGAGUUUAUAUUUUUGAUUUACAUUCUGGACUCAUAACCCGUACGAUUAAUUCACACACGCAAUGCGUGACGGGAGUUAAAGUCACGGAUAAGGAUGAUUUUUUAAUAACUGCCGGGGGUACAAAAGUCACGUUCUGGAGUUUCCGACAGGAAGAAAUCCCUAAUAAAAAACCUUCAGCGGCUAAAAAUCACACGGGACACAUAACGUGUCUUUGCAUAUCGAGAGAUGGAACGAUAGCAGCCACGGGUGGCACGGAUUCUUUGGUCAAUAUCUGGCAGAUGAAUUCACACGAAUUGCAAUACACGAUGGAAGGACAUUUAUCGUCGGUCACGAGCGUUGCUUUGGCUGCAAACGGACUGUUCGCCGUAUCCGGAUCAGAAGAUCAUACUGCCAGAGUCUGGGGAUUGACUUUGGGAUUGGUAGUGUCCGUAUUUAGGGGACAUCAAACGACUGUGACCAUUGUCUCCGUCAUGUUGGAUUCGAGAAGAGUGAUAUCGUGCGACAGAGGAGGUACCGUUUUCAUAUGGUUAGCAGACGAUGCAACUCAUCUUCAAACAAUCACGGGUACUGCGGGGAAAAGUCUACAAGUUUCGAGUAAUAUGAAAUAUGCGGUUUGCGCACAAAAUGAAAACAGUUUGAGGAUUUGGUCACUGAUCAGAGAUGAUGAAAAAUACGUCGUCAAUCAUUCGGAUGAAAUAAGCUGUUUCGUCAUCACUAUGGAUAGCACGAUGGUCAUAACGGGAUCAAAAGAUCAAUCAUUGAAAGUUUGGCAAUUGGCCGGAGGAAAGCUCACUCAGGUACUGAUGGGGCACACGGAUCACGUGACGUGCGUCGCAGUCUCCAUGAACAAGUCUCAGGUGAUAUCCGGGAGCAAAGAUUCCAACCUCAUCGUGUGGGACAUAAUAACAGGAGCGGACCUCUUCACCCUGACCGGUCAUCUGGGAUUCAUUACGUGCGUCCAACUGAGCGCCGAUGGAACUCUCGCCAUCUCAGGUUCAGAAGACAAGUGCAUCAUCGUGUGGGAUGUCCAAAAGGGCCGACAGUUGUCCAGUCUGACGUUACACGUUCCGAUCUUGGGAUUAUGCAUGGCUUCGGAUGCUUCUAGAAUAGCCGUUCACCUCCUCGAAAGCACUUCACUACCGAUCGUUUGCUUACACAACACUCCCGCCACUUAUGUAAAACUUCCCACUUAUGUAGCACCCGCGAAAGAAAUUUCAGCGCCGGAUCUUCGUCCAAGUGCGGGUUUGAUGAAAAGGCCGAUGCGUAGACUCUUGAAGAAAGAAGUUUCCCUGGACACGUACACCUGGCAGAAGAAAUACGGUCACUUGACGUCCAACAUAAUGAUGGCAGCCGUCGACGAGCGUCUUAAGAGAAGAUUCAGCGUGUCCGCGAGCAUGGAAGAAAUAUCGAAAAUUCCAAAUCAGGGAUCACAACAAUUAGGUCCGGAACAAGCAGCUCUCGCACAAUCCCAACAUUUCGAUCAAUUGGAAGCUCUUUGGAAUAAAAGGAGUCCACCGAGGAGGAGACUUCAAUUGUCAAAACAAAAUUCACGUCAAAGCGAUCCGGCAACUCCACUGGAAGAAGAUCCCGGUCUGUCGGAUUAG